Molecule: messenger RNA, 1365 nt
Organism: Penicillium chermesinum
Lineage: Eukaryota; Fungi; Ascomycota; Eurotiomycetes; Eurotiales; Aspergillaceae
Exons: 2
Coding region: 1-1365 (454 amino acids)
Source: RefSeq, a predicted model, not a curated record
AUGGGCACCAACGGACCGUUGUUCGUAGCACAGGAGACCAUAUGCUACUACCCUAUAAGCACCAUUUACGAUGCAUGUCCUCGCUAUCUCUUCUAUGCUUUGCUGAUAGCCAGCUGCGUAUCGCGCUGGACUGGCUGGCUUGCCGAUGUCUUCUUAGGCACAGCCGCGACAUAUGCAGGCACCGCGGCAAUCGAGGCCUUUAUUCUCGUAGCGAAUCCCGCUAAAAUCGCCGCUCCUGCGCCUGUCACCAUUCCAUAUGUGCCGAGGAAUACGACUCUCCUGCAAGACUUCCCACAGCUCAUCACUGAAACGGACUAUGUCCUGAUCCAGCCUGCAGCGUCGGAGUUGGACAUCGAUGCCAUCAUGGCCAUUGUGGUCACGGGAUACCUUGUUUUCGUCCCGUUACAAGCCUGGUCUCGCGUGUUGACAAAGGAAAGGGCACGAAAUGUUCUAUUCUAUCUCUGGAAUAUUUUAAUGCUUGCCGGCUCCAUCUGUGCCCUUGUCUACUCGGCCAAUGCGGCGAACAUUCCGACGCACGACGGGUGGCAGUCGUCGUGGAGGCCUUCCGACUGGAACUCUAGCGUGUGGAUGACGUUCUCGAACGCCACGAACUGGGCCGAGCUUGGUGACAUUUGCUAUAACCCUUGUUUCAAUACUAGCCAGAUCCUGCGCAAGCCAACGUCCCUUGAGUCGGCCACGGCGUCUGAGAGCUCGGAGUUGUCCCACCCGAAUAAGCUGUGGAGCAGACUGAUCUACUCCCGGCAAUAUAUCUACAGCUUGAUCGUUCUCUGUGUCGUACUGAAUCUUGUACUUUUGACUUUCAAAUGGUUACCUUUCAGAUCGCAUGUCCCGUCUGCACAGAUCGUGCCGAUAUGGAAGGAACGAAAGGCUAUCUGGCACGGCAUCAAAUCGGAAAUUCGUGGUGCAUGGCCAAGGAACCCACAAAGCCCUGGGAAGGAGGAAUCCAACCCCUCCAGCGCCGAGCAUUCUUUCUGGGGCCGGAUACGUCCGUUCUUCUCCGUUCGGGUUAUCAAAGCGCUGCUCCGGGUCGUGUUCGAUAUCGCUAUAUUGAUCUGUGUUAUUUUCAGUAUUAUUGCGAGUCCUUUCACGACGAUUGCGUUUGUGGUCUGGGCGGAGUGGUGGAUCUAUAAUGAUGGACCAUCACAGGAGAGCCCCCAGCAGGUGGGGCAGUGGUCGUACUUAGUCGCUAUCGCUCUUCUCGUGAUUUCUGCUGCCGUAUUGACUCUCAAGUAUCGGAUCGCGUCUACCACGGAGCUAAACAAUGAGAUUGCCAGACUGGAAGCAGAUCUCGAUAGGCUGCGAAAGCGCAGGGAUGAGCGGAUGCAAUCGGAUAGGGGUUUAUGA